AUACAAACAGCUGACUGUCAAAAUAUACAAAAUAACCUGUGUGAAAAUAACAAUCAACACACAAUCAAUAUUCAGUACUCAAAUCAACACGAAUAAAAUUAAAUGACUGAAGUUAUUUAGAAUUAAUUCCUAGUAAAGAAGUUUCUACUAGAUUUCCGCCGCCGGCUUCAGUAAGCCGAUAAAGUGGUUAUCGCCCUAAUCUAAAAUAAUAGACAAAAUGAGAAUGAUAACCUUAAAUAUGUUACGAAUGACGAAAAGAAUUAAUAAAUUAGCUCAAUUACGAUGUUUCUGUGAAGUUAUACAGCGGCCAAGUGAUGCACCACAAAAAAUUGUUGGUGACCCAAAUCUUAUAGACAUUCAUCCUUCAUGGAGGCAAGAUGAAGACGAAGAUCUAAGAAAGCAAGUCCUCAGGGAUAUGAGGGUCAUUCCCAACUUCAUCUCUGAAGAGGAAGAGACCUCGCUGCUCACUGAAGUCGAGUCACAGCUGCGGAGACUCAGAUAUGAGUUCGAUCACUGGGAUAAUGCGAUCGUGGGUUACCGCGAAACGGAACGCAAGCAGUGGAAUGAGCGCAACUCGGUGACGCUGUGCCGCGUGCGCGCCGCCGCGUUCGAGCCGCGCGCGGUGCUACUGCCGCACGCGCACGUGCUCGACCUGGCGCCCGCCGGCUACAUCAAGCCGCACGUCGACGCGGUGCGGUUCUGCGGCGAUACGAUAGCGGGGCUGUGCCUGCUGUCGGACGCGGUGAUGCGGCUCAUGCACGAGCUGCGCGCCGACCUCGCGCUGGACGCGCUGCUGCAGCGGCGCUCGCUGUACAUCAUGAGUGGGGUUGCCAGAUACGACUUCAACCACGCAGUACUGUCGAACGAAGACAGCAAGUUUCGCGGCGCUAGGCUCAUAAAGAAGCGACGUGUUGCCAUUAUCUGCAGAGAGCAACCCAAUAAGGAGUCCGAUUGACACCUGACACAUAAUAUGUUCCUAUUGUCUAUGUCAUAUUGUUUGUUUUCUGACACUAGUUUAUACUUUAUAGCCACCAGUGUUGCCUGCAAAGCAUGAUACACGCAUAUUCAGUAAUUUACCUAAUGUACAACUUAAAUUAUACUCUUAUUUUUCCUCGCGAUUAUGAUUAAUGUGAUUGUUUGUAAUUUAUCGAAUAUGUGUAUAAUAUUCCUGUGAAGGAAAGUAGAAAGAAAUAUUAAUGUUUAUAAAAUGCGAGGAAGAAGAUCUAGAAGACUAGAUCUAUUUCCCUUCAUAUCCCAUGAAAUGGUCAGUGAGUACAAACUUGAUUGUGAAGAGAAGAAAUGUUUAUUUCUUGUGAUAAUUGAUUCAGUGAAUACCUGUAGUAUUAUUUAGAUAAUAAAUUAUUUUGUUACUGUUAUUAA
Colias croceus (clouded yellow) is the source of this 1380-nucleotide messenger RNA. RefSeq names its product alpha-ketoglutarate-dependent dioxygenase alkB homolog 7, mitochondrial. The record is from RefSeq and is a predicted model, not a curated record. Lineage: Eukaryota; Metazoa; Arthropoda; Insecta; Lepidoptera; Pieridae. The transcript has 5 exons. Gene Ontology annotation, cellular component: mitochondrial matrix. Gene Ontology annotation, biological process: fatty acid metabolic process; DNA damage response. Bases 218 to 955 code for a protein of 245 amino acids.